ACCACGGUCGACCACAAUUCCUAUUUACUUAUACAAAGUAUCCCCGGGAGAUUACCGCAGUACCAAUAAAAUAUCGGGCGCAGCUUUUACAGUGGUGAAUGUUUGCAAAGAAAGUUUAUAUAAAAACUUUAUUUUUUACUUGAUUUGAGACUUAAAAUGCUUGCAGACGCUAUUUUAAUACUGUGCAUAUCUGUAUUUACUGCAUUGUUAUCGGAAGGUAUCACAUAUAUAUUGGUGUACAGGACAGAUAAAUAUAAGAAAUUAAAAUCUGAAGUAGAAAAACACAGCAAGAAGUUGGAGCGAAAGAAAGAAACCGCAUCAGAUAUGUCAGGUGGACAGAAAAAGAAAAUUGAACGUGUUGAGGAGAAAUUGAAAAAUAAUAACAGAGAUUUAUCAAUGGUUAAAAUGAAAUCAAUGUUUGCAAUUGGUUUUACCUUCACAGCCUUAAUGGGAAUGUUCAAUUCAAUUUUUGAUGGUAGAGUUGUAGCCAAGCUUCCUUUUGUACCAAUAUCAUGGUUUCAAGGUUUAUCUCAUCGUAACCUUCCUGGGUCAGACUACACAGAUUGCUCGUUCAUAUUUCUGUAUAUUUUAUGUACUAUGUCCAUUAGACAAAAUAUUCAAAAGGUUCUUGGUUUUGCACCAUCAAGAGCUGCAAACAAAGCACCAGGCUUUCUAAAUCCAGCUCCUGCAUCAAAAUAGACAAGCUAGAAUCGAAAGGCUGAUACUUACAUAAUGGUGGUUUCAAAUAAAUUCAAACUGAUCAUUUUAUAUUGUGGCAUUGUUGUAUAUUUUGAGCUUUACUAGUAAAAAGGCCGUAUCAUAGAGAAGUUAAAUUUUUAAAUUAUUAUGUAAUAUAUAUUGUUUAUCAAAUUACUAUUUUAACAGAUAAUUAUUAUUUCCCUUGAACUUUACAAGUACCCCCCCUCCCCAAAGGGAAGACCCAAAAAAGUAGACAAAACUUCCAAAAGAUUUA
Dendronephthya gigantea is the source of this 973-nucleotide messenger RNA. RefSeq names its product calcium load-activated calcium channel-like. Lineage: Eukaryota; Metazoa; Cnidaria; Anthozoa; Malacalcyonacea; Nephtheidae. Gene Ontology annotation, biological process: endoplasmic reticulum calcium ion homeostasis. Gene Ontology annotation, molecular function: calcium channel activity. Gene Ontology annotation, cellular component: cytoplasm; endoplasmic reticulum membrane; endoplasmic reticulum. Bases 157 to 699 code for a protein of 180 amino acids. The record is from RefSeq and is a predicted model, not a curated record. The transcript has 7 exons.